Messenger RNA from Oryza sativa Japonica Group (Japanese rice), 2166 nucleotides. RefSeq names its product probable serine/threonine-protein kinase PBL19. The record is from RefSeq and is a predicted model, not a curated record. NCBI's taxonomy places the organism in Eukaryota, Viridiplantae, Streptophyta, Magnoliopsida, Poales, Poaceae. Gene Ontology annotation, biological process: protein phosphorylation. Gene Ontology annotation, molecular function: protein kinase activity; ATP binding.
GUACUUCAACCACCUCUUUUAUUAAUCUGCUUUCUUUGCUUCCUCAAGUACUACUCCCGUACUUGUCCAGCAAGCGUGGCUCAAAAUUCUUCGCCUCCCAGGGGAAAAAGAACAAGGAAAAUACACUCGAACUUCCUGUUCACCCAGCACAAAUUGGUGUCAUCCUUCCCUCGUCCUUGCUUGCGUCAAACGAUUCUGCGUCAGUUUACCGACUCACGCGAGUUCGUUCGUGUUCGUCUCCGUUUGUUGUCGUGUUUCGUGGAGGCCAGGAGAAAAUAGUUCUUGUAGUUGUAUCCGAUCAGCAAGGAGAAGGAAGAAGAAGAAGGCUUCCGUUUCUAUCGCCGAAAGGUUGCUCCCUUUCUCCUCACGAUUCGAGCUGACGAGGUGAAGGCCAUGGAGAAGAGCACCACGAGCUGACCCGAAUCCCCCUCUCUCCAGCUUACUGUUCCUCGGAGAUGGGCUGCUUCGGCCGCGUGAGGGAUAUGAUCAAGAAGCGGAAGGGGAAGAAGAGGCCGCCGCCGCACGAGGGGCCAGCGCCGCCGCCGCCGCCGCCGUCGGCGCUCGCCGGCUCGUCCCACUCCACCUCCACGGUGUCGUCGUCGGCCGUCGCGACGAGCCAGUCGACCGAGGACUCGAGCGCGGCGGCGGCGAGGCCCGCCGCCGGGUGGAGCAGGUCGUCCGGGUCGGUCUCGUCGGCGCGGAGCAUCCCGGAGCUGUACGAGGAGAGGGGCGCGAGCUCCCUGCAGGAGUUCGGGCUCCGGGAGCUCCAGGCGGCGACCAGGGACUUCAGCCGCCUGCUCAAGAUCGGCGAGGGCGGCUUCGGGAGCGUCUACAAGGGCGUCGUUCGGCUGCCCGGAGGGCCCGCCGGUGGCACCGAGGUCGCCAUAAAAAAGCUCAAUCCCAACAGCCGACAGGGUCACAAGCAAUGGCUGACAGAAGUUCAAUUUCUAGGGGUUGUUGAGCACCCGAAUCUCGUCAAGCUCAUUGGAUAUUGUGCCGCUCAGAGUGAACGAGGCCCUCAGAGGUUGCUGGUAUAUGAGUUCAUGUCGAACAAGACCUUGGAUGAUCAUCUAUUCAAUAAAGCAUAUCCCGUCCUCCCAUGGGACAUCAGGUUGAAGAUAGCAUUGGGUGCUGCUGAGGGGUUGUUGUACCUCCAUGAGGGAUUGGAAGUUCAGGUCAUAUACCGUGAUUUCAAAGCAUCCAAUGUGCUACUUGAUGAGGAAUUCAGACCGAAACUUUCAGACUUCGGAUUAGCAAGGGAAGGGCCAACUGCAGAUAACACUCAUGUGUCCACAGCGGUUAUGGGGACUUAUGGUUAUGCAGCUCCAGACUAUGUUGAGACAGGCCAUCUCACAAACAAGAGUGAUGUUUGGAGCUUUGGAGUUGUCCUAUAUGAGAUCCUCACCGGACGCCGUUCAAUGGAAAGGAAUCGUCCCAAGAACGAGCAGAAACUCCUGGAAUGGGUGAGGCAGUAUCCUGUUGAGACUAAGAGGUUCAGCAGGAUUAUAGAUAUCAGACUCAGGCACAAUUACUCUAAGCAGGGCACUAGAGAAAUUGCCAAAUUGGCCAACAGCUGCCUUGCAAAACAUGCAAAAGACCGCCCAACUAUGAGAGAGGUGGUGGAGAGCAUAAAGCAAGUGAUGCAGCACAACGAAUUGGAUGGUGACGUCGAGGCAUCAGGGGAGAGCUCACCACCUCAUGAGGUUCCUGGGAAGCCAACCGCAGAUGAUGUUGCUGUGGCGGCAGCAAGGCGGCGGAUGCUUCACCUGGCUGCGCUAGGUGAAAAUGCAAACAAUAUUGCGAGGAGGAGAUUCAUGCUCAUGAGGGCAGCUGCUGCUCCAACUCCAACAUAAACUUCUGCAAGAGUUGGUGUUCUUGACUGUAUUAUUCUGAUGUGCUUGUAAAGGUAGGUCCAUUAGUCAACUUUUUUAUCACUAUAAAUACUUUAAAAAGAUCCAACAUUUUGCUUACUGUAGAUUUGUAAUACACAAUUCUGUAGGUUCAGUCAAACAUCAGACUUACAGUUAAUACUGUGAGGAGUUCUUUGUGGUGUCUUUGUAAAUACAAAAUGUAAUUCUGCUUUCUCUUUUUUGUUACGAGUUCUGAACUUGUGAAUGUAGACUCUGAAAAUGUUUCCGUAUGAAAAAAAUUGUGAUUGAUUUGAUA